Messenger RNA from Diaporthe amygdali, 2769 nucleotides. RefSeq lists its product as uncharacterized. The transcript is spliced from 2 exons. The record is from RefSeq and is a predicted model, not a curated record. NCBI's taxonomy places the organism in Eukaryota, Fungi, Ascomycota, Sordariomycetes, Diaporthales, Diaporthaceae. The coding region runs from base 1 to 2769 and encodes 922 amino acids.
AUGGGCGACCGCUACCGCUACAACUCCGGCAGGAGAUCCCCUACUUUCAACCCCGCGCGGGCCUCCAUGCCCGUGAUGAGUAGUGGGUACAGUUCCUUCUACGGCGGCGACAUACACGUCAUGCCCGCUUCCAGAUAUGAAUCCGUGACUCCCCAGCAGUCUCACCACCAUCACCAUCGCCAUAACUCCAACGACUGGCGAGGCCCCAACAUCCCUGUGACUACCACCACGUACACCGUCAGAAAGGAUCCUGUGACGAGAAGCUCAAGCAUCAGGGAAAACAGUCGCACCCGGAGCUCCACGUUCGACACCACUACCAAGAGACCGCCCAUCAUUGUUACCACGCGGCAGAGCAAGGAGCCUUCGUCAGCCUCUCACAGCACAGCCAGCCAUCAUCCUGCGAGCCCUGCGCCAGACAGGGGCCGGGAUGCCUACCGUUCCAGUGACGAGGACCAAUAUUACACCCAGCCCGCUUCAUCCAUGCGCUCGAGGAGCCAUACGCGGCCUUAUCAUGCCUCCGGAUCAAUCAGCUCGACCUUGGACAACGAAGAGUUUCUGCGCUUGAGGCAGCGGACAAACGACGACAGGCUCGCUCCCUCCCGGAACGGGCAUCGCCGUGAAAGGCCAUCGUCUAUUUACGCAGACCCGCCCCGACUCAGCACUAAGACAGUUGACCUCGGCGAUACUGGUUACGAGUAUACUAAUCCGAGCGAUUUGGCUCGUUAUGACCUGGACAACGACAAGGCGCACACGCGACGUCGCCGAGACAGCAUCGAUCGAAAUACGUAUUACCGCCCAUCCGUCAACGUCGGCACCGAUGCCAGCCGACCGUACGAAGGGCGGGUCAGAGCUCCGCCGCCGUCGCGGGCUCUAGACAGUUACAACAGGAGGAUAGCUGAGGACACUACGGCAGGAAUCUACGACCGGCCCUCCAUGAGAAUGCCUGCACCCCCGGUGAUUCCUGUCCCUGUACCUGACCGUCGGUCAAGCCAGCUGGAUGUACCACCUAGCCCAAUCGAACGAGCCGAUCGAAUCGAACGACGCCCAUCUCGCACCGGUCACCGGCCUGUAUCCCUGUACCAAGACGGACCUACACGGACUUCACAGCCUGAUGACAUUUAUCGGGCACGCGACGAUAAUUACGCCUCCCGGGACCACCGUGAUAGAGAAUACCCUCGCGAUGAUGGCGUCGGCAAUCGUGGAUUCGGCGUCCGAGUCGAAGGCGACAAGAAAGAUGAACGCGUAAGAGACAGAGAACGCGAGGAAUUCGCACCGCCUCGUGACCGUCGCACGGAGCAGCGCCGUGAUGCCCGCUUGGAUGACCGGGAACGUGAGCCCAAGCGCCGAUCAGACGACGACCUUACUCGUCGUGAAAACCGGAAGUAUGUUCGGGAGCAAGAUCGCAAGGAGGAUGAUCCUCGUGCCGAAAGAAAGAGUGGCAAGGAUGAUCACAGUCGCGGCGACGAUGACCGUAACAGGGACAGAGACAAGGAGAAGGAGAAGGACAAGGACAAGAUCCGCGACAAAGUCGCGACCGGCCUCAGCAUAGCAGCUGGCGCGCUUGGUCUCGGCGCCAUGAGCCACAAGAGCAAAGACGAGGAGGAAAAGGAAAGAUCACCCAAGAGACGUGCUGAUGACGAAAUUUGGAAGGAUGAAGUUGAGGAGCGGCAGAAGCCUUCGAGGAAGGAACCUGAUGAGCGACCUGUGCCGCGCGACGAUACCGACGAAAAGCGGAGAAGGGAGCGAGAAGUCGACGAGGCUGAAGACAAGGAUCGUAACAGGCGCGAGGCUGAGGCUCGGCUUUCAGGGGAGCCAACCAUGAGCGGUGCCCGCGACGGAAGCUCUUCUGACGAGAGCAAGCCCCGCCGAAGACGGCGGCCGUCCUCCGCCUUCAGGCCCAACGACACGGCCGGCCUGAUGGCGCUGAAAGAGCAGCUCAAGGCCAAGGAGGAGUCCGACAAGGAAAACGAGAAAAUCCCCAGCAAGGAGCCGUCUCCUGACCGGCAAUCUCAGCCGUCGCCAACCAAAAGAGGAGCAGACUCCAACGACGACGCCAGAGGUCGUGACACAGCAGUCGGCGGCGACGAGAGACAAGUCCGGGUUGUUUCACCGCCCAGAGACAAGGACGACAAGAAGCCCAUCAAGGGAAUCCUCAAGCAGCCCAAAGUCCAGUUUCCGGAGGACCUGAACCCCGUCCGAGAAGGUGUUGCGCCUCACAAGGACGACAAGACGAAGACUAACGUGCCGCCCGGGGCGCGCUGGACCAAGAUCAGCCGCAAGUUGGUGAAUCCAGAAGCUCUGACCAUCGGCAAAGAACGAUUUGAGGUUCGCGAUGACUUUGUCAUCGUCCUCCGUGUCUUGAACAAGGAAGAGAUCGAGGCCUACACGGCCGCCACUGCACAGUUGAGAGAAAUGCGACGACAAGAAUUUGAAAAGGAUCAAGAGCGAGACAAAGAUGACGACCGAGACGACGAUGAUGAUGAAGAUAGACGGAGACCGCAUAGAUCGCACCGACGAGAUCCGCGUGAUGAGGAGGAGGAUGAGAAGAAACGACGCGAGGAGAGACGCGAACGCGAACGUGAAAAAGAACGGGAGCGCGAGCGUGACGCUCGGUCAAAACGGCACCGAAACGAAGAGGACGACGAGCCACGUAGACUCGAGUACUACGCCGAUGACAAUGACCGCGGUGGCCUCCCACACCGGUCGCACCGUCACCGGGAGCGGGAACGGGAACGGGAGAAAGUUCCAGUCAGCGUGAGGGCCGACUGA